Molecule: messenger RNA, 192 nt
Organism: Salpingoeca rosetta
Lineage: Eukaryota; Choanoflagellata; Craspedida; Salpingoecidae
Exons: 3
Coding region: 1-192 (63 amino acids)
Cellular component (GO): mitochondrion
Molecular function (GO): electron transfer activity; flavin adenine dinucleotide binding
Source: RefSeq, a predicted model, not a curated record
AUGACACACCAUCAGGAGCUGUAUCUUGCCAUUGGCAUCUCUGGUGCCAUCCAGCAUCUCGCGGGCAUGAAGGACAGCAAGGUGAUUGCGUGCAUCAACAAGGAUCCCGAGGCGCCCAUCUUCCAGGUCUCGGACUACGGGCUCGAGGCAGACCUCUUCAAGGCCAUUCCUGAGCUGAUGGAGAAGCUUUGA